UGCUCGUAGCAACACCACAAUAAUCACCACCUCAUUUCUUCUUGUCCUCCGAGAAAGACACUGACGUGAAAUCCGAACAUGGCUCUCGGUCAACUUUUUAUCCAAGGAACAUACUUGAGGUUAUCGCCUAUAAGAUUUUUAAAACCUCUCAGGGUGUUUAGGAGACUCACAAUGGCAGCCAUACUGUUGUGUUUUUUGUUGAUGUAUCAUUUGAAUCCAGCAUUGGCAGCCUCAGGUGGAUCGGUCGGCGGAGAUUCUUGGUCGGAUUCCGAUUCCGAUUCCGAUUCGGAUUUGGAUUCAUGGUCGCACCCAUCAUCAAGUCCUUCGAAAACGAAUUCGCCCGAAGAGCGUAAAGGUCAGGCAGUUUUUUGUUUGUUGAUUAUGGGGGCAAUUGUGGUGUUGGCAUUUACAUGUUCAUCAAGAUCUACUGCCACUGUUGUCAAGAUUCAGGUUGGUCUGUUGAGCACAGCGCGAACACUCCAAAAGGAUCUUGAUCAGAUAGCUGAAACUGCAGAUACGUCUACUCGCAAGGAUUUGAGCCGUGUUUUGACAGAGGCAACAGCAGCUUUGCUUCGCCAUCCUCAUCAUUGUAUCUCAGGCUAUUCUUCUGUGGCUCCCAAAGAAAGUGUGAAGGAUGCACAAAAAUGCUUCAAUCAAGUUUCAUUGGAAGAGAGGGCUAAAUUUGACGAAGAGACACUUGUUAAUGUGAACAACAUAAAAAGGAAAAGUACAACAAAGAUACCUAAGGGAUUGCAAAAUCAAUAUAUAGUGGUUACCGUUCUCGUGGGUGUGAAAGGAUUAAUGCACAAAUUUCCGACCAUCAAUGAUAAUAGUGACUUGAACGAAGCCUUGCAAAAUCUCAGAUCCAUUCCCUCACGUGACUUAUUAGCAGUACGAGUGUUAUGGACUCCUCAACAAGAAAAUGGUACUUUGUCGGAGCAAGAACUACUUAAAGAUUACCCCCUUCUGAAAGAAUUUUGAAAGAGGAUAUAUAUAUGAUGUACAUACACAGUUAGUAGGGUUUAAGAAUUGGUAAUCUAUGCAUAUAUAGAGCUAAGUCGUUUCUACAUUUACUGUAUAGUUUUACAUAGUCAAUUUACAAGAAGGAAAGCUACAGUAUUUGGAUAAUGAAUAUUAAACUUGAAGUUCUUGCUAAUACAUUCUAUUUCU
Messenger RNA from Rosa rugosa (rugosa rose), 1170 nucleotides. RefSeq lists its product as uncharacterized. Lineage: Eukaryota; Viridiplantae; Streptophyta; Magnoliopsida; Rosales; Rosaceae. The transcript is spliced from 6 exons. Gene Ontology annotation, cellular component: chloroplast. Bases 79 to 981 code for a protein of 300 amino acids. The record is from RefSeq and is a predicted model, not a curated record.